Molecule: messenger RNA, 2244 nt
Organism: Mya arenaria
Lineage: Eukaryota; Metazoa; Mollusca; Bivalvia; Myida; Myidae
Product: tumor suppressor candidate 3-like
Exons: 11
Coding region: 30-1019 (329 amino acids)
Cellular component (GO): oligosaccharyltransferase complex
Source: RefSeq, a predicted model, not a curated record
CGACACGUAGCCGGAAGUGUUUUCACAAAAUGGCAGCGAUGUCGGCAAAACUAUCUCUUGCAGCUGUUUUGCUGUUUUGCGUUGUGUUUGUGAUUGCUCAAAAGAAAAAAGAGGACCCAUUGACAGAGCGUGUACAGCAGAUGGUUGAAUGGAACAGCAAGAAGUCCAUCAUUCGUCUUAACACUGAAAAAUUCAAGCAGUAUGUUAAGGGAACCCCUAAAAACUACUCUGUAAUUGUCAUGCUGACAGCACUUCAACCCCAGAGGAGUUGCUCAGUCUGCAAGCAGGCACAUGAUGAGUUCACAAUCCUGGCCAACUCAUGGCGUUACUCCCAACAGUUCUCCAACAAACUCUUCUUUACAAUGGUUGACUUUGAUGAAGGCUCAGAGGUCUUCCAGAUGAUGAAGUUGAACACUGCUCCAGUCUUCAUGCACUUCCCAGCCAAAGGAAAGCCAAAGAAGGCUGACACUAUGGAUAUACACAGGGUAGGGUUUGCGGCUGAGCAGUUAGCACGCUGGGUUCAGGAGAGAACCGAUAUUCAGGUACGUAUAUUCCGGCCCCCAAACUACUCCGGCACACUGGCCCUGGCCUUGCUAUUCUCACUGGUCGGAGGUCUGCUCUACCUGAAGAGGAACAAUCUCGAGUUCCUCUACAACAAAACAUUCUGGGGAAUUGCGGCACUGGCCAUCAUAUUUGCGAUGACGUCUGGUCAGAUGUGGAACCACAUUAGAGGUCCCCCUGUUAUGCACAAGAACCCCAGCACUGGAGCCGUGAACUACAUACAUGGCAGCAGUCAAGGCCAGUUUGUGGCGGAAACAUACCUAGUCAUGUUGCUCAAUGCUGCUGUUGUUGGAGGAUUUAUUCUCAUGGGUGAAGCUAAUGUUUUAAAGGGAGACCCAGGAAAGAAGAGAGUGUUUGCGUUGGUUGGCCUUGGGUGUGUUGUAGUGUUCUUUAGUCUGCUACUCUCAAUAUUCAGAUCUAAAUACCAGGGAUACCCAUACAGUUUCUUGUUCAAGUGAUGAGAGAAGUGGACUUCAAAGAUUUUAUUGCAAUCAAAAUAGUGUGUCAAUUACUAUCAACAAUUGAUGAAAACAGGAUUAAAAUCAUUGUCCCUCAUCUUUUUAUUCAAAAUAAUUAUGAAAAAAUCUCAAUCUUAUGUUUCUAUGUUGAUAUGGUCAUGUUUGCAAUUCAGUGCAAAAUAAAAAAUUAUAAGAAAUAUUGAAAAUUUAGCUAUAUUAUUACAGUUCGAAAAUUGUUUCUGUUUUGAGUGUGAUAUUUAUUUUAAAAUAUAGAUUAAUUAUUGUAUAUUUGUUAUUCCAUUGUGUAAGUGCUGAUAUUUUACAAGAUACUGUUAAAGACACAAAUAGCAAAAGUAGUUGUCAGAAAGGAGUUCAACACUAUUAUAAACAGCAGUGAUUUUUUUAACCAUGCUACAUGGUACAUUAGUAUUUUGUUAUAGUAUGUUCUGAAUGAUAGGAUGUGUUUGAUGCAUGAUAUUUUCCUUAUUUUAUGCCACCUCUGGAGAAGAUAAGGCAUAUUGGUUUACAAAUGUUGGUUGGUUGCGUUCCUGGUCUGUCUGUUGGUGGGUCAAUUAAUCUUUAAAGGUAGGUUGCCCUAGUCCAGUAGAUGACCCUUAAUGUUAUUUUUUUAGGUAAAAGGUCAUGGUCAACAGUCUUCUGAAACUUUUGUCUGCAAAAUAAAAUCAAAACGAUUUGUCAUUAGACAAUAACUAUUUAGUGAUACGUUGCCGUUCAUUAGUAGAUGACCCCUUUUGUUUUUAAUGUCAGUUGCUCGAACACCAAGGUCAGAGUCAAUAAUCUUAUGAAAACUCUGUCCCACAACAACUUGUGAAUGUUUUGAUGUAUGCCCAUGAAACUAUAAUGGUAGGUUUUCCUUGAUCUGUAGAUGCUCUAUUAUUUAUUAUUAAAUAAAUUUUUUUAUAUUUAUUUUAUUAUAUUUGGGGGUGUCUAUAUUCAGUGUUCAAGGUCACAGUUUUAUGAAGACUCUGACCACAGUCAAUAUAUUUAUCUUCACUUACGUGAAAACUUUGUGCCACCAUCCAUAAUCUAUGCAUUUCUUUAUUCAAGAUUCUCAAAUUCUGACAAAGCGCUCAGGGGUCAUAAUGCUUGAAAAAACACCUCUAAACAUUUCUAAACGUAUUCACAGCAUUCCAAAAAUGUAUUUCAUUUUGUUAAACUUAAGUAUUUCACUUUUGAAUAUCAUCCUCAAUAGACUUUUGAGACC